AUGUCGAAGAGAGGUAUUGAAACCCCGCGUAAAAGUAGAAGAUUGAACGAUGAAGUAAGAUUUGAGGAAUUUCAUUCUUCAUCUUUCAACAUUUUGUCACAAACACAAACUCAAUCUUCAACUGCAAAACAGAAAUCUAGAUCAGAAAAAUCAAAAAUGAAAAAAAAAAAAAAAGAGGCAAAGGAAAUCGAGAAGAAGAGAAAAGGAAAAGAAAAGCAAACCGUAGUUGAAUCUGAGAAAGAGGCAAAGGAAAGAGGAAAGAAGAGGAAAGGAAAACAAAUUCAAUACUCAUCAGAUUCUGAGUCUGAUUUUGUUGAUGAGUUGAUAAAGUCAAAAUCAAAAAAAUCAAGAGGCACUGAAAUCGAUAGUUCACAAAGUGAGAAGAAGACACAAACACAUUUGUCUUCAUGCAUUAACAUGAAUGUGUUUGCGGAUCCGUUGACCUUUCUAGGUCAAGAUAAGUUUCAAGAAUUUUUACAAGAAUCACCUUUUGGAUUUUUUUAUAAUAUGCAUAACAUUAAAAUUCAAUGUCAAUUGUUGAGACACAUAUUUAUGAUGGGAGGAUCUGUUCACUCCAGAAAAAUUAAAGAAGCUGUUGAUAAACUUGCAAUCAUGAUUCCAUUAUUUCUGACGAGCACAGGGUUUUAUGGCAAAAUACUUGAUUUGUAUGCGAAUAAUCUCCCUGAUUAUCAACAGAAGUCUCAUUCCGAACCUCUCAGUAUCAAGCAUGUGACAAAUGUUCCUCAACAAGAAGAAAGUUCCAAUGAUUGUGGUCUAUGCACAUAUCUCUUUGCCGAAUACAUGAGCAAUGGUGUUUUUGAUGUAUCUCAUAUUGAUAUCGAUUCAAAAUAUCAUCGUCAAAGAUAUGGUACAUUACUUUGGCAUUAUGCAAAAUCAAAGAAUGAUGAAGGCGCAAUAAGUGAAAGUGAAGUUACGGGAACAGUUGUUAGCAAGAAGGGUGGACCUCGAACUCAUAAAGAACAAGUUAUGGACACCACCAAUUAUCCUACUCCAAAAUUUCGUAAUAGGAAGUAG
This is a messenger RNA of Solanum pennellii, 1035 nucleotides long. RefSeq lists its product as uncharacterized. The record is from RefSeq and is a predicted model, not a curated record. The coding region runs from base 1 to 1035 and encodes 344 amino acids. The transcript is spliced from 5 exons. Lineage: Eukaryota; Viridiplantae; Streptophyta; Magnoliopsida; Solanales; Solanaceae.